CACACAUUCUAGUUUCACUCUGUUCUGAAUUCUCUUUCUCAAUCUUCUCCACUGUUUCCAAGUUCAAUUCUUUUUAUCUCUCCCAACUUUCUUCUUCUGUUUCCCUUUCUGGGUUUUGUUUUCUCUUUUCUUUCUUUUCCACUGACGUUCUCAAAUGGUUACACAAAAGUUUUGCCAUAGAUUCUUCAAGUUCCGUGUACUGUUUCUCAUAACCACUUCCACUUGUGAAUGGUCCCUGUGAAUGGCCUAAACUGACCCUUACCAAAAGCCACGAGUAUCUUAUGCGCCUUCAAAUUUUUUGACACACGAAGGGCAGUGACAGGAACAUGUCGGUUUCAUAGGAAAAUUAUUAUCAGUUUAUUCCCUUCUUCUCACCUGUCUUAUCUUGUCAAAUCUUGCAGCUCCACUCCCUCUCUCUAUCUCUCUCUGCACUUUUCUGUUUUCAAAACGAACGAGCAAACUUAAUCAAAUGGUUGCUAAGGACUAUGAUCCCUUGACAUGCGCGGUUGGUGUGAAAAUGGGUAGGAUAAUGCAGUGUGUUGAUCACUCGAGGCUUUUUUGGCUGUUUUUUGGGGUCUUCUCCCACGUUUACCACGAGGGGAAACCUCGGAUUUAGGAUUCUGCAAGUACCUUGGAGAAUAGAACGAACCGCUUUUUUGUUUGUUUUUUGUUCUUGGCUUUUCAACUUUCUUUGCACUGAAGUUGUUGUCUGCAGACAAUAGCUUUCGAAGUUUUGGUGAUUGUUAGUUUAGUUACUUAGUUGGAGUGUAUAGUUAAGAAUUCAACAUGUAUUCCAAUAAAGGGUAUAGAGAUGAUCGCAAAGCUGAGCCUCGUUACAUUGAAACCGACCCAAAUGGUAGAUAUGCUCGGGUUGGAGAUAUUUUAGGAAAAGGGGCAAUGAAGACAGUGUAUAAAGCAAUUGAUGAGGUUCUUGGAACAGAGGUUGCAUGGAGUCAGGUCAAACUGAAUGAUGCAUUUCGAAAACCAGAGGACUUGGAGAGGCUUUAUUUAGAGGUUCAUCUCCUCAGCACCCUCAAGCACCAAUCCAUCAUGAGAUUCUACACCUCUUGGAUUGAUGUCAACAAUAAGACCUUCAACUUCAUCACAGAAAUGUUUACUUCAGGGACUCUAAGAGAAUACCGGAAGAAAUAUAAGCACAUAGGUCUGAGAGCAAUAAAGAGUUGGGCUCGGCAAAUCUUACAGGGUCUUGUUUAUCUGCAUGAACAUGAUCCUCCAGUAAUUCAUAGGGACCUCAAAUGUGACAAUAUAUUUGUCAAUGGCCAUCUUGGACAAGUGAAAAUUGGUGACCUGGGUCUAGCAGCAAUUCUCCAUGGUUCCCAACCAGCUCACAGUGUUAUAGGCACUCCCGAGUUCAUGGCACCAGAAUUGUAUGAGGAAGAAUACAAUGAACUAGUUGAUGUGUACUCAUUUGGCAUGUGUGUUUUGGAAAUGCUUACAUCUGAUUAUCCAUACAGUGAAUGUACUAACCCUGCACAGAUAUACAAAAAAGUAACAUCAGGGAAGCUACCAGCAUCGUUUUUCAGGAUUGAAGACACAGAAGCACAAAAGUUUAUUGGCAAAUGUCUAAUAGCUGCAGCAGAGAGACCAUCUGCAAAAGAAUUGUUGCAUGAUCCAUUUCUUUUGUCUAAUGAUGAAUCAUCCAUGGCAAAUAUUAGAAUUCAGAAGCCGUUUCUAAAUUACAGCGAAAUGGAAAAACUUCAACUGAGUGAUGAUUUACCAAUGACUAAAAUGUCAAUAACUGGGAAGCUGAAUUCACAAGAUGACACUAUCUUUCUCAAAGUGAAAAUUUCUGAGAAGGAUGGUUCCUGUAGGAAUGUAUACUUUCCCUUUGACAUUUACACAGACACCCCUGUUGAUGUUGCAAUAGAGAUGGUGAAAGAGUUGGAAAUCACAGAUUUGGAGCCAUCUGAUAUUGCACGUAUGAUUGAAGGAGAGAUAUCUGUGCUGCUGCCGAAAUGGAGGAAUAGUAACUGUCCAGAGAGCUGCCAUACACACAGUUAUAAUGAUGACAAGGACAAUGAAGAUCCUCAGCAUCAUUUCCACUCUAUUUCUUCUUGCUCAUCAUCCCUAGAAUCAAUACUAGGCUCAGUCAACAGAGUGGAUGACUUACUGAAUGGAUAUCAUUGGCUCAAUGGUGAUAUAGUUGAUGAUGGAAGUUCAAUAUGCUCUCCACAUGGGAUAUGUUCGAACUCAAACAUGUGUUCAAUGGAUGAGGAGGAGGAACAUCAUAAGGGUUCUAGAAGAAAAGAUAAAGACCUCAUCAUAAAGAGUCACAUGUGUACUAGAUUUCACCCUAAUGAAGACCACAAAAUUCUGGCAGGACCACAAACACCUUCUACUGGCAAAAGUAACAGGAUGAUAGACAAUCGCAGACUAACUAGGAACAAGUCAUUAAUUGAUACGAGAAGCCAGCUACUGCACAGAUCACUGGUUGAAGAGAUAAACAAAAGAAGAUUCAAGACAGUUGGAGCUGUGGAAAAUAUUGGAUUUGUGACACCUUAUCAGGUUACAAACAAAAUUUCAAAUCCAGCAUGUGCUGCUUUCGAUGUGAACUCUUCAAGUACGAAGGGAAAAAACUUGAGAGAAAAAAAAAUUUGAAAGUGACUCUGUCUUCAGCUUUCAAAUCAAAUAAGAAAAUAUGGAUAAAUUCUGUGUCAUGGAUAAGAGCAAAUGAUAUAGAGUCUGUUGGAAUGAUGGCUACAAACAUCCACAAAAUAUGGUAAUUUCAAG
Vigna umbellata (rice bean) is the source of this 2751-nucleotide messenger RNA. Its product is annotated as putative serine/threonine-protein kinase WNK4. NCBI's taxonomy places the organism in Eukaryota, Viridiplantae, Streptophyta, Magnoliopsida, Fabales, Fabaceae. Gene Ontology annotation, molecular function: ATP binding; protein kinase activity. The record is from RefSeq and is a predicted model, not a curated record. Gene Ontology annotation, biological process: protein phosphorylation.